GCAAGGUUGCCAUGUUGACUGACCAGGAGCUUGCCAAACUGCAAAAGCUGGAGGAACUACUGGAACCUUGCAGAUAUGUGACUGAACUGCUGGGGGGAGAGCAGUAUGUCUCCUGUUCAGUGGUCUUGCCAGCCUUACGCCACUUGUUCAGAGUUAUGGAGCCCUCAGACGAUGAUCCAGUUUAUGUUCUGAGGUUCAAGAAGGCCUUUACCACAGACCUAGCUCAACGGAAGGAUAGCACCAACCUCAAAUGGCUGAAGAUCACUACUGCCCUUGACCCUAGGUUUAAAGACCUUAAGUGCCUUCCAAAAGAUGAAAAGAGUGAGGUGUGGGCUUCAGUACGUGACCUGAUGAUGAGAGAGACACCAGCCCAACAACCAGCUGCUGAGACAACAGAGGAGCCGUCACCAAAGAAGAGGAGGAGGAUGUCCAUCUUGCUGUGUUCUUCUGAUUCAGAUACAGAUGACGAGGAGGAGUCCAUAGAGCAUUGUUUGGAUCGCUACAAAGCAGAGCCAAAAAUGGAAAUAGAGGGGUGUCCACUACAGUGGUGGUCAAAGAGAGAGGGAGCACAUGCCAGGCUGGCACCCAUUGCACGCAAGUACCUCUCAACCCCUGCAACCACAGCGCCUUGUGAGAGGUUGUUCUCACUCUCAGGCCACAUCAUUCAAAAGAAGCGAGCUUAUUUGUCCCCUGAUAACGUAAACAAACUGGUCUGCCUCAGCAACUGGCUGAAAGUAAAGAAGGACUAAGUAAAUUAUCUUUUUGGAGUGAAAAAUGUUCAACGUUCUUAUUUUUUUCGACUUAUUUUUUGUAUUUGCACUUUGCAUGUGUGCACUUUAAGCCAUUAAAAUGGUCUUUGAAUUUAAA
Molecule: messenger RNA, 867 nt
Organism: Eleginops maclovinus (Patagonian blennie)
Lineage: Eukaryota; Metazoa; Chordata; Actinopteri; Perciformes; Eleginopidae
Exons: 2
Coding region: 12-749 (245 amino acids)
Biological process (GO): regulation of transcription by RNA polymerase II
Cellular component (GO): nucleus
Molecular function (GO): protein dimerization activity
Source: RefSeq, a predicted model, not a curated record